CAGCUGUUGCCAUAUACUAUCAGCCAGCUCUGGUACAUCAGCGGCUGCGACCUCACCGCUAGGAAAUAAUACUAAUAAAAAAAAAAACUAAAAGAUGAGUCAGUCGACACCAUCAUAAACACACCACAGUGAAAAUAGAUUUAAAAAAGUUAAAUCAAUGGUACAGAAAAGUAGUAUGUCCAGGACGCCUUCGACCUCAACCCAGGAGAUCCAAAUGGACAUGUUCGACCAUCAUCCACACACACAGGGAAAGUACGCCAAGAGGAAGAGCCGAUUUAAGCGCUCGGAUGGAAGCACCUCCUCUGACACCACCUCCAACAGCUUUGUCCGACAGGGCUCCGCCGACUCCUACACCAGCCGGCCGUCGGACUCAGACGUGUCCCUGGAGGAGGACCCCGAGGCUCUGAGGAAGGAGGCGGACAGACAGGCUCUCGCCACACUCGAGAAAGCAAAGACCAAACCUGUGGCGUUUGCAGUGCGGACGAAUGUGGGUUACAACCCCGGGCCCAGUGAUGACGUUCCUGUGCAGGGCAUGGCCAUAUCCUUCGAAGCCAAAGACUUCUUGCACAUUAAAGAGAAGUACAACAACGACUGGUGGAUCGGACGUCUGGUGAAGGAGGGCUGUGAGGUGGGUUUCAUCCCCAGCCCGGUCAAACUGGAGAAUACCCGCCUCCUGCAGGAGCAGAGGAUGAGACAGAACCGACUCAGCUCUAGUAAAUCUGGAGGAAGCUCCAGUCUGGAUGUUGCCACAGGAACACGCAGGCCCACCCCACCCGGCACAGCUCAUGUGGACAUGUCCAAUGUGUCCUUUGAUGUUGAUCCUCUCGACUUGGAUGCUGAGGAGCCCCCUGAAUUCCAGGGUGAACCUCGCUCCCCCAAGGGCCAGUCAGGCAGCGUAACAUCCCCUCAGGCCAACACCCACCGCCUGCCCUUCUUUAAGAAGAUGGAGCAUGUCCCUCCGUAUGACGUGGUUCCCUCCAUGAGACCUAUCAUCCUAGUCGGACCAUCUCUCAAAGGAUACGAGGUGACAGAUAUGAUGCAGAAAGCACUUUUUGACUUCCUAAAACACAAGUUUGAAGGCAGGAUAUCCAUCACACGGGUGACAGCAGACAUCUCCCUGGCCAAACGUUCAGUCCUCAACAACCCCAGCAAACACACCAUCAUCGAGCGCUCCAGCACCCGCUCAAGCCUGGACGUACUGGCGGAGGUUCAGAGUGAGAUUGAGCGUAUCUUCGAGCUUGCCCGCACCCUUCAGCUGGUGGCGCUGGAUGCAGACACCAUAAACCACCCCUCUCAGCUGGCAAAGACCUCCCUGGCUCCUAUUAUUGUCUAUAUCAAAAUAGCCUCACCAAAGGUCCUUCAGAGGCUCAUUAAAUCCAGAGGGAAGUCCCAGGCUAAACACCUAAAUGUGCAGAUGGUCGCAGCUGACAAGCUGGCCCAGUGCCCACCUGAGUUAUUUGACAUCAUCCUGGACGAGAACCAGCUGGAGGAUGCUUGCGAGCACCUGGCUGACUACCUGGAGGCGUACUGGAAAGCGACGCACCCACCGAGCAGCAACCCUCCUAACCCUCUGCUCAACCGCACCAUGGCCACGGCCGCCCUGGCCGCCUCCCCUGAGCCUGUCUCCAACCUGCAGGGGCCGUAUCUGGUGCAUGGGGAGCAGAAGAGAGAAGGGCCUCUGACAGAGAGUGGAGGGAGUGACACCCUGCAUGACUAUCAGACAGACCUGGGAGGAAAACCUCAGCAGCAGCAGCAAACACACAUGCGCUCCUCCCGCGGUCAACUGCGCGGAGGGAGCGGGCGAGGCCUGUCCCGGCAAGACACCUUCGACUCCGAGACCCAGGGCAGCCGGGACUCGGCUUACACCGAGGCAGGCGACUCCUGCAUGGACAUUGAAACCGACCCCUACGAAGAGCCAGAGCCUUAUCGAGGAGGAGGUGGCGGCGGCAGCCGCCUCCACCUGGCACAGCAUCACGGCAGACAGGCUUCAUGGGAGGACGAGGGUGCCGAGCCGGACCAGGAAAACCUGAACCAUCCUCCAAUGCCGAGCCAGACGCAGCCGCACGGGCGCGCCAAGCUGAGAGAGCGGUACUGCCAGGAUCCCGUGGACACAGGUUCCAACAUGAGCCGUAACAAGAACCAGGACGACUGGGGGAGGGACGUCUACAUCCGCUGAAUACAUCACACCAAGAAGAGAAGGAAGCUGCAGACAGACUGAGGAGAGGAGAGGAGAGGUGGGGGGCUGAAGUGUGCCAGUCAGGCUAACAAAUGAAUCUGUUUACAUCCCACUACAAUGUAAAGAAAUACAUCAACUGCCAGAUGCCAUUCUCAUCUACUUCUUCUUGCAAUUCAAUUUAUUUAUGUUUAGAAAAAUACUAUUGGUCUGUUUUUGUUCUUUUUGUUAAUACUGCAUGAAUUUCAUGGAUUUCUAAACUGACAGCACGAGGACAGUAACCGCUAAGAUUGUGAUUCUCUGAUUGUGAUCUGUUUGACUCAACCUCUCGUUCAGUUGUAGAGUGAAGGCUGGUAGAGCUGUAGUAGUCCGUCAUGUCUGUCCUCUGCAGUCUUAAACAGGGUCUAAUGUCACCGUCCCCAUGUAUAGAGUCAGGGUCUCUCUUUACCUUUAUCUCAUUCAGUGCUGAGUCUCUCACCUCCACUUUCCUAAUCACCCAGACCUUAAAAAGCUGGUGGAGGAGUUGCCAUAUUCUGACACAAUUUAUCAAUGUUGCUACACCCAUGUCAGAAAAAAAGAGUUCACUCCAAAGAUGUUUACUUCUUCCUCGACGUGGUGCAGCCACUCUACCUAUCUAAACCCAGCCCCUCUGUUCGUGUUCCCCUUUUCUCGUGGGUGCCGAGGGUGCCUCAUCUGUUCUCUGGUUUUUCUAACAUGGUGCAGAUUCAAAGAAGCACCACAGUCGUAGUUUUGUGAACAAAGUGUCCUGCCUUAGUCACUCCCACCUUAAAAAAAACAUCCUUAUUUCAAGAAAAAACUCCAAUCACAAGUGCCGGAAUGUCUCGCCAAGCCAUGUCCACCUCUGCCACGGUGGGAUGUCUUAACUAAUGUUUUCAUACCAUAUGUGUGCGUCUCCAUGUCUCUGAGGCUACUCUGCGCUGUAGCACGCUCUGUCGCUCCCGCACUUUGCUCAUCUUGUUUUAUUUUGCUUCAUUGUCUGUUCUUUGUAGCUAAUGGUUAUUUAAAAAAGUACUUGUGUGUGUGGUUAUCACUCCCAACUUCCACCCAAACUGAUAGCUCGUCUGAUAUUUACUACCACUCUCCUCUUACUCUUGAUUUCAGACUGACUUAGUAUUGUUUUUUUCUUCCUGUGGACAUUUGCAAUUUUUUAAGUGGGGGUGGUGGUGGGGGGUUAGGAUCAGCUGUGGUCUUUACUCGGAUAUCUAUAACAGAGAAUCCAUGAAUGUCUUUGGUGGGCUGCUUCAGCUCACCCUGUCUUCAGUUGAAUAAAUAAAUAUGAAAUAAUGAUCAGUAAAUAAUGUUAUUGUUGCGUUAUCGCAAUUGUUAAAGAUAUUAAAUAACAUGUAUCAUUGGUGCCUGACUGUAGCUACAUUUUGCUUUUUCUGCCUUUCAUUUUUAAUCUGUGGAUAAAUUCGUAUUUUAAUU
Cheilinus undulatus (humphead wrasse) is the source of this 3619-nucleotide messenger RNA. RefSeq names its product calcium channel, voltage-dependent, beta 1 subunit (gene cacnb1). The record is from RefSeq and is a predicted model, not a curated record. Lineage: Eukaryota; Metazoa; Chordata; Actinopteri; Labriformes; Labridae. Gene Ontology annotation, cellular component: voltage-gated calcium channel complex. The transcript has 15 exons. Gene Ontology annotation, molecular function: protein binding; high voltage-gated calcium channel activity. The coding region runs from base 158 to 2176 and encodes 672 amino acids. Gene Ontology annotation, biological process: chemical synaptic transmission; regulation of voltage-gated calcium channel activity; calcium ion transmembrane transport.